AUGAUACUGGAAGACAAGUUCCUUCAGCAGAAUAUGGUUGGUAAAAUGGUACAAUGCCAGUUUGCAGUCCCGCUCCUGCUGCCAAACAUUGAAACAAGAGAGCUAACCAUGAUGCUGAAAAAGUCGAAAAAGGUGUCUCUAGAAAAUCUGGCUGAAAGAGAUCCGUGUUGUGACAUCCUCGUCAAUGAAGACAGUGAUGAAUGCCGAAGUGCUCUGAAGAAUGCCAGAAAAAUGACUGCACGUAUUGAUAAAAUAUCUGAGUUCAAAGACGAAGAAUUACCAACUCAAGGAAACAUCUGGAAAGCAAUUUCAUGGGUGCAAACAAAGCACUGGAGACUGCGAAAAGUUGGCAAAAUAAAAACUGAGGAAUACCGUAAGUACCUGGAAAGAGAAGAAAAAGACUUCAACAAGAAGCAGCAAAGGUUUGAGAUGACAAAAACAAUGUCAAACUUCCUCAACGGGUUGAGUGCUUCUGAAGUUCACUGCUCCUAUUUCCUGAAAUGGUUGGAAAUGGCACUAGAAGAUCUGUCCCGGCACCAGCUGAGAAAGAUGGAACCGCUCCCCAUGUUUGCUGCUCAGAUGUUGCUAGAUGGUGUCCCUCUUGAGUUUGUUGAUGGAGAUGCAGCAAACAUUCCCUUGAAAUGGAUCAAUGCUGUUCUUUCUGAGCUUCACUUCCUUAUACAAUCCAACAGUAAGGUCAAAGUCAUUUCAGUGAUCAGAGUAGAAAAUUCAGGAAAGUCAACUCUCCUCAACACCAUGUUUGGGACCAGGUUUGCUGUCAACAAAGGAAUGUGCACUAUGGGAGCUUUCAUGCAGAUGAUCACUGUCAGCAAACAUGUAAAGAGCAAGAUAGGCUGUGACUGCAUCAUGGUCAUCGACACUGAAGGCCCACAAGAUGGUCCAGGACGAUCAUAG
Xiphophorus couchianus (Monterrey platyfish) is the source of this 915-nucleotide messenger RNA. Its product is annotated as up-regulator of cell proliferation-like. The record is from RefSeq and is a predicted model, not a curated record. Gene Ontology annotation, molecular function: GTP binding. The coding region runs from base 1 to 915 and encodes 304 amino acids. The transcript has 4 exons. NCBI's taxonomy places the organism in Eukaryota, Metazoa, Chordata, Actinopteri, Cyprinodontiformes, Poeciliidae.